AUGUCGUCAAAGCAAGAGGACCAGGUCCAAUCGAAGCAGGGACAGCCUGUAGAAGAAGGCGACCACGUCUACACCAAAAUCCGUGGCGGCAGGCAUGAGGGCGAUGUUGACAAGAUUGUGACUACUGAGGGCGAGGCCAAGCAGGAGGGUGUCAAGAAUCCUCCCAAAGUGCUGUUCACGGACCAGAAGGGCAAGCCUGUUGCACACAACCCAGGAACAUUGGAUAUCGUCGACAAGUGA
Messenger RNA from Diaporthe citri, 240 nucleotides. RefSeq lists its product as uncharacterized. The record is from RefSeq and is a predicted model, not a curated record. NCBI's taxonomy places the organism in Eukaryota, Fungi, Ascomycota, Sordariomycetes, Diaporthales, Diaporthaceae. The transcript has 3 exons. The coding region runs from base 1 to 240 and encodes 79 amino acids.